AAAAAAAAGAAAAAAAAAAAGAAAAAAGAAAAUCGGCUUCGUCCCAAAACAAGCCCACAAAAUUUUUGUCCCUCAUCUCCUACCUUUCCGUUCUCUCCGCUGGUGCUCAAACUCGCUGCGACGUCGACCAUGUUCUCAUCCAAAUGCCACUCCAUCAUCGUCUCCUGCAACUACCCAUCUCUCCCCCCUCUCCCCAAAACCCUAACCCUAAUCUCCCGGUCCCAGCUCCCACUUAACCCCAAAACCCUAAUCCCCGCCUCGUUUCUCCUCCCGAGAGCUCGAGCCCUCUCUUCCAGGGUAGCGGAUUCCCCCCAGAUUAGUCGAGGUUCGGUCCCAAGAAGCGACGUUGCGAGCCCAAUUGAGGAGAAAGAGAAUUCCCCCCAUAUUAGUCGAGGUUCGGUCCCAAGAAGCGACGUUGAGAGCCCAAUUGUGGAGAAAGAGAGGGGAGGUGGUGCGGGGAGGAAUGGAGAUGGUGGUGGUGGUGGUGGUGGGAGUGGAAAUGGGAGUGAUUGGACCACCUCUCUUCUGCUCUUUGGGCUGUGGGCGGGUCUCAUGUACUACGUUUUCCGGAUGGCGCCGGACCAGACCCCGUAUAGGGAUAUGUAUUUUCUGCAAAAGCUACUGAAUCUGAAAGGAGAUGACGGCUUUCGGAUGAAUGAGGUGCUUGUGGCUCUGUGGUACAUUAUGGGUUUGUGGCCAUUAGUGUAUAGCAUGUUGUUGAUUCCUACUGGUAGAAGUUCAAAAACUAAGAUUCCUGUCUGGCCUUUCCUAGUUCUUUCCUGUGUUGGUGGUGCAUAUGCUCUUAUUCCAUACUUCGUUCUCUGGAAGCCACCUCCGCCACCUGUUAACGAAGAUGGAGUCAAUCGGUGGCCUUUGAAUUUUUUGGAAUCAAGGAUAACUGCUGGGGUCACACUAGCUGCAGGUUUGGGUCUAAUUGCAUAUGCUGGUUUCGCUGGUGAAGAUAACUGGAGGGAGUUUUAUCAAUACUUACGAGAAAGCAAAUUCAUUCAUGUAACAUGCAUCGAUUUUUCUCUACUCUAUGCCUUCUCUCCUUUUUGGGUAUACAACGAUAUGACGGCAAGGAGAUGGUAAAUACUAAAGACACAAACAUCAUGGUAGAAAUUAUCCUGUUAAAAACAAUAAAAGGAAAGAAACAUAAUAGG
Messenger RNA from Ananas comosus (pineapple), 1163 nucleotides. RefSeq lists its product as uncharacterized. Lineage: Eukaryota; Viridiplantae; Streptophyta; Magnoliopsida; Poales; Bromeliaceae. The transcript is spliced from 5 exons. The coding region runs from base 130 to 1092 and encodes 320 amino acids. The record is from RefSeq and is a predicted model, not a curated record.